AUGACGGCCCCUCGAGCCUCUGAAGAUAUUGCAGACCGCACCACAACCGGACUAUCCGGGGUAACUGUGGGCUCAUAUGGUACGGGAGCCGCUCGUGAUACACUGACUCCGGUUGCAGAAGAAGGCCAGACUCCAGCAGCCCUCAAGGAACUGCCCUCCAAAGAUGAUCUCCGGGACAAUUACGGGCCUCUCUCGGUUGCUUCCCUCGCCAACCUAGACAAGUCGUUCGGCUUCACCCUGGCCCAUCACGGCGCUGCCUAUCUCACCCAGCACCAUUUAGAUCGCAAAAUCGACCGCGUAUUCAGGCAAAUCGUCUAUUCAAUCCGCACGACUUCGUCUUACCCAGACCAUCUCGGCGACCAACUGGAAGACCUGGUCUGCAGGAAAUACAAGCUCACCCAUUACCAACGGGGCAUUCUGCAGCUCGACACGCCUACCAAAGCUGCCGUCGGCGAGCUCAACACCUUCGCAGACGCAAGAGUCGGCGCAGACCAAGCCCGCUACUUGUCCCGGGACCCCAAGGACUAUGCCAUCGUGGGCACCAUCAGCAAGCUCGACCUGAUGGUGGGACAAGUGGCCACGCCUCCCAUCGGGGAGAAGAUUUUUAAACCGCUGCUGAAAAGCCUCCAUCGCUCUCCUGGCAUGGACAUCCGCGACUACCCGAGCUGGCCGUUUCGCAUACUCUCGCGAACCAUUGUCACCUGCCUCCUCGCGGCGUUGUUCUGCGUCCCCGUCGUCAUCCAGGCCUCUGGCCUUGUGUCAAGGGGCGGCGCUAUCGCGGCGUUUGCUGUCGCCGUCACCGUGGGAUGCUUCAUCGUAAACGUCAUUUUCCAGGACGUCAAGGCCAACACUAUGCUGACGCUGGCCCUUGCGGCUCUUCUUAGCAAUUGUCUCAAGAGCGACUAG
Molecule: messenger RNA, 906 nt
Organism: Metarhizium brunneum ARSEF 3297
Lineage: Eukaryota; Fungi; Ascomycota; Sordariomycetes; Hypocreales; Clavicipitaceae
Source: RefSeq, a predicted model, not a curated record